UUAUAAAAUAUUUAGAAGGUUGUAAGAUUUUGUUAGAUUCUUUCUCAACAGAAUUUGUUAUACUUAAAAUAAAUUUAAACUUAAAUUUGUUUUAUUAUUAAUGUAAAUAAUGAAAUAUGUCAUAUUAAGUAGUUUUUAGAUGGUCCUAGUAUUACUUGUUAACAGUAGAUAAAAAAAUAGGACUUUGUUUUAAUAGAUUAGAUUCUGGAAGAAUAUUUUGACCCAAACAGAUUUUAAUAUUUAAUUUAGAAUACAUAAAGACAAUAAAUUUUGUAAGACUUUGUUAAAUUAUGAUUUUUUUUUGAUGAAAUUUCAAAUUUAUUGAUAAUCAGCAAAAUAAUAGAAAUUUACAAAAAGAGAAAACAAAAGUAACUAGCUUCUAAACAAGAGAGAACAAAAAAUGAAAAAAUUUCUAAUUCAGCUAAGAGAGAACUUGUCUCACAUCGUCACUUCAAACCAACGCCUCAUCUGUCCUGCUAGCUUAUCCCGAUAGGAAUAUUUCAGAGAAGAGAUUCUGUUCCUCAUAGUCUUAUCGAUAUGAAAAGUCAGCUUCUCAUAAGGUAUCCAAGCUUUCCCAUGUCUCCUUGCAUUCCUCUCCCUCCAAAUAUAGUAAACUGUCAUUUGAAAAACCAUUCGGACAAGGACUGUAUCCAGCAUUGACCGUCGAUCAUAGCGUAUCCUUGCAACGGUAUCCUGCCAAUCUGUAGUUAUACGAGUACCAAAAAGUCUUCCCGUCACUCGUAGCCAAACCAUAUAGCUGCCAAUCGUAUCCUGCCAAUCUGGUGUUAAAUUAUGAUUUACUAAAACUAUUUCGGAUUUAGAAUAUAUAAAGACAAUAUAUGCAUAUAUAUUAAUCAUUAAAAAUUAUACCAAAUAUUUUUUUAAAAGUUUUUAUAAUAUAUAAUAUUUUAUUGUCUAAUAAAUAAAAAUUAAAAACUAUAAAUGAUUUAUAUAUUUUAAUAUAUAAUACAUAAUUUCAUUUUUAUACAUAUCUGUAAUUAUCUAUAACAGUUAACCAUUUUUUUAAUUCUGAAAGAUUUUAAAAAGUAUGAAACAGUUUACAAAGUCUUUUAAAAUUUAUUUUAGCUAUUCCAAACUACAGAAUAUUUUUUAUUAAUUAAUUAAUCCAACCAUUUAAAAAAAUUUAACUCUUUUUAUAUUAAUUUGUAUUUUUCAAAAUAAAUUAAACUAUCUUAGUAUUAUUAGCAUAGUUUUAUUUCUAGCGUGUUUGAUUGAUCUUAAAUCAUUCGUAGAAAAUUUAAUAGUUUUAACUAUUAUAGGUUUAAAUUUGAAAAAGUUAAUGUCAUAAUUUUAUUUGAUUUAAUAAUUUGUAUGUCAAUAAAUUUUCUAAUCUCUAAAAUAUUUAUUUCAGGUUAUUUUUGCUUAAAAUAUGCUAUUAUUUAUUUAUAAUUUAAAAAAAUAAAUAGUGAAAUUAUUAGUUUAAUAAUAUUUUAAGCAUAUUUUUUGGACACAUAUUUUAAUCAUGUUUAUAGCUCGUAUUCUAUUCUUAAUGGACGAGUCUUUCACCUUGUCUUUGGCUACUCGAAAUGUUUUCAGUAAUAAAUCCAACCGUCCAAAGAGUCUUUAACUCUACUAGAUAAUAUUGUGUAUUUUUGAAAGCCAUGUCAAUUUUUUUAAAUAGAUAAAUUAAAGGGAUAAUUAGGAGAAUGCGCUGUUUAUGUUAUCAAAUUUGAAAAAUGCAUUGAUUUAAUUUGUUUUUGAAAAUUACACUUGUCAUAUAUGUAAAAAAAACAUUUUGAUCAAAUUUCAGUUAAAUGUCAUCUUAUAAAAAAAUUAAUUUCAAAAUUAUUGAGGUAAAAUAUUUUACUGAUUUAAUAAUUAAUUAAAUAUAGAAUUGGACAAAUAAUUUAAAAUUUCAUUGUUUAUCAUUUAAAAAAUUACUAGUCUUAUAUAAACAGAAAUUAUUAUGGAAACAAUUAUCACUUUCCUAAUGCAUUAUGCAAGAUUUUACAUAUUUAAACUCAUCAUCACACCGAACUUGUCACAAUAAAAUAAAUUUCUUCCACUAAGUGAUAAAAUUCAUGAGGUCAAAAUUUCAUCAAAGGGGAAAUAUUCAAGACUUAUAAAGCACAAUAGCAAUAGAUCAAAAUUUGGUAAGUUUUUUCAUCAAAAAAAUUGGUAAGUUCCAAAGUACAUGAAAUUUUUUGGUUCACACAAAAGAUUGUGUCUUCAAGUUAAAGACUUCAACUAUGAUCGUUUCAUUUUGUUUACUAUUUGAUAUUUAAAUUAAAAAAAUUCAAAAUAUUAAAUUUAAAUUCUUAAUGUAAUUAUAUAUAUUUUAGUCAGGAUAAUCUAGUUAUUUAACUUAACAAAAAGUGUAGUUUUUAAAAUAAAUAAAACACAGUAUAGUUUUCAAAAUAAAAUAUAUUUACAGAGUAUUUUUCCAAAAUUUCCCUAAAUUAAACUCAAUUCCUAGUAUCUAAAUAUAAAUUAACUAAAAUUUGAUUGAGUACACUUUACAUUAACGUGUAGUUUCUCAUUUCAUUAUCAAUUGCAUUUCUGAUUUGAUUCUAGUUUGUUUAUUGAGAAAAUAAGAAACUUAGGUUCAGUUCCUAAUCUAAAUAUCAGUUCAACUCGAUUCACAUUGAACCGGUUUGGUUUAGAUGGUUAGCAUUCUUAUAUUUUAAAAAUAAAGGAGCAUUCAGUUUAAUUAUUAAAACAGCAUGCAGUUUGAAUAUUUUCCCAAUCACUACGUAUCACGAUAAGUUACACAUUCUCAAAUCAAAUACUAUAAAAUUGCCAAAAACAACUACAAAGGGCAAAAUGGGACACAAAAAAAGAGGUAACUGCGCACGAAGAACGGGUCUCAAGCUUUCCGACAAGACAUGCACACCACAAAUUUCCUUUACUUUUCUUUUUUGCCUAACCUCUGGGACCACAAAUUUCUUUAACUCUCCGUAUAUAAAUCGAGCAUUUCUAAAACCUUCCCAAUCUUCUUAUUGACUCAAUAUAAUCAUGAGACCUGCGCAGGACAAUCAAGGAUCCUUCCUCGGCCGGAUUAGUAUUCGUCGCAACCAAUUCACCGACGUCAACACCGAACAAGAGCAAGAAGAUCUCGAGCUUUUCCAAAAACACAUCGCCGAUCGUUUCACCGAGCUUCUCACUCCUCCUCCACCACCACAACCACCCUCCGAUGAAACGGACACUGUUGCUUCCGUAGCCGCGACGGAGCAGAUUAUGUCCGUCACUUGGCUUCGUAAGCUUAUGGAUGUUUUCCUCUGCUGCGAAGCCGAAUUCAAAGCGAUUCUCUUAAUGGGCCGUGACCCGACCCAAAUUUCUAAACCGCCUUUCGACCGGUUAGUUCCCGAAAUGUUAGACCGGUCGAUUAAAGCGCUUGACAUCUGUACCGCCGUCGUUAACGGAAUCGAUUCCGUUAGACACUACCAGCGCCUAGCUGAGAUCGCCGUGGCAGCGUUGGAGCAACGUCCGUUAGGAGACGGUAACGUGAGGCGAGCGAAACGCGCGCUGGCGAAUCUACUCAUCGCGUUGAGCAUCGAGGACAAAGAGAAUGUAAGCAGCGGCGGCGGAGGGAAUAAGACGGUAGAGAGAUCGUGGUCGUUCGGUCGCCGCGGCGGCGGAUCGUCUGCGGCGAGUAAAGGAGGAGCGACGAUCGGUCAGCUGAAAUCGUCGUCGUGGGCCGUCGGGAGAAACUGGUCGGCGGCGAAGCAGAUCCACGCUAUGACGGCAAAUCUAACACCGCCACGUGGCAACGAAGCGGCGGGGUUGCCUCUGCCGAUGUUUAUAAUGAGCACUGUAACGGUGUUCGUAAUGUGGGUUCUAACGGCGGCGGUUCCGUGUCAGGAGAGAGCUGGACUAGCGAAUCACUUGCCGGUGCCGAAGCAUUUGAAUUGGGCUCAGAGUUUGGUCGGAAUCCACGAGAAGAUCGGAGAUGAGUGGAAGAAGAAGGAGAAGAAAGGAUCAGCGGGGUUGAUGGAGGAGAUGACGAGGAUGGAGAAGCUUGGUCACUCGCUGAUUGAAUUCGCCGAUGGAUUUCAUUAUCCGGCGGAGAAAGAAGCUGCUGAGUCUGCGGCAGCUCAAGUGGCGGAGAUGGCGGAGAUAUGCCGGAGAAUGGAGGAGGAGCUUGUGCCGUUGCAGCAACAGAUCAGAGAGGUUUUCCAUAGGAUCGUGAGGAGUCGUGCGGAGAUUCUAGAGGUGUUGGAACAAGCGGGGAAACUUUCAGCGCCAGUUGUGUAAAGAUUUUAAAAUGUUGGGGGGACAUUUCAAAGUUUUGUAAUUCGUUGGGGGUUAUAAGAUAAGAUAUUUAUUUUCAUAGCUCUGUGUUAUCGUUUUUUUUGUCCUUGUUUGGGUUUCAGAACUCUUUUGGAACGGCCCAUAUCAUUUGUGUCUUCAUCUUCGUCUAUAUAUUUUUCAUAUAUAAUUUUUGCUUAAUCUUU
Brassica rapa (field mustard) is the source of this 4415-nucleotide messenger RNA. RefSeq lists its product as uncharacterized. The record is from RefSeq and is a predicted model, not a curated record. NCBI's taxonomy places the organism in Eukaryota, Viridiplantae, Streptophyta, Magnoliopsida, Brassicales, Brassicaceae.